AUGGGAGAGGAAGUCAGAAUUACCGACUUCGAUGUCAGCGGUGGAGAUGACGACGACCGAGUUUCGGAGUGGGAGGCUGGGUUGCCGAACGUCGACGACUUGCCGUCGUUAUCACAGUUGCUGAUAUCGGCGGAGAUGGCAUCGGCUUUCAGCAUCACACCGGGGCCUCACCGGAGUAUGAUUGAGGUUGACCGCGCUUCUCGUAACACAGUUUCAAGUCUUCAAUGGCAAUCGCAACAAAAUCAGGUGAAUAAACUUACUGAUUUUAAGUCGUUUAGUGAUGAUAGAGAGGAAGAAAUGGUUGUGGAAGGCGAUGAGACCGUCGAUCUGACUCCAAACGGUUCCGAUUCAAGGAAAUUACGGAGAGUUGAUAGCGGUGGAGCUGGAGAGGAAGCUGACUCCGCUUUGCGAGCCGAUGAUUCUUCCACCAAGUCGUUGAAACGGAUUCGUUUGGUUUGGACGCCGCAACUGCACAAGCGAUUUGUGGAGGUUGUUGCGCAUUUAGGCGUGAAGAACGCUGUUCCUAAAACGAUUAUGCAAAUGAUGAACGUUGAAGGAUUGACCAGAGAGAACGUCGCCAGUCAUUUACAGAAAUAUAGGCUUUAUGUAAAACGGAUGCACGGAUCAUCUAACGAAGGGCCAUCUUCUUCCGAUCCUUUGUUCGCUUCCGCUACUGUUCCCAAGAGUUUUCACGAUUCCGGUGGCAAUGGCGGCGUUGGAAAUAGAAAUGGUCACUCUCAUGUUCCCAUUCCAAUGCCAUACCCACAGCAGAUGGUGCCUUUGGCCUACCCACCACCGCAGAUGGUGCCCAAUCGAUCAGGUGGUGGCGGAAGUGCAUAUCAUCAGGGUUUCGCCCCUCAUUCACAUCCGUAUAAUAUGAUGAUGCAACCAAGAGACUGGUCUGGAAACAAUUUUGGUUCACAAAUAGAGGUGGAAGACUUGCAAAAUCUUUUGAAGAGGAAGAGAUGGUGUAAAUCUGAUUUGGGGUUAAGUCAUGAACGUGAUCUAAACUCUCCGGUUGCAUUGAAGAAGAAGACAACAGUUGCUGCCACAUGAUUGCCAAGGACUGUUUGGUAAUUUCCUUAGUCCUAACCCAAUAUCCUACUCGAUUGCCCUCGCACCGGUUUCAAAAUUCGCGACCAUUGGUGUUCUGUGAUUUACCUCUUAUUGUACCUCUUAUUGUACCUCUUAUUGGACGGGUGUGGCUUGGGACCAUUAAGUGUACAAUUUAUCUUCUUAUUUUAAAUAUAAACUCAAUAACUAUGAGA
Lactuca virosa is the source of this 1268-nucleotide messenger RNA. Lineage: Eukaryota; Viridiplantae; Streptophyta; Magnoliopsida; Asterales; Asteraceae. The record is from the annotation of a GenBank genome assembly.